UGUAAGAACAGAUAAAAUGACGUAUAUUGUAGUGAAAAUGAAUGAUUGGGAAAUAUUAUGACUAAUUUUAAUCUCAAAUAAAGUUGAGACAUUCGUAGUACACACUCUUCCUAAUAGCAAAUAAAUAUUAUGGUUGUUCAAAAAUUGUUUUUUGUGUUCAUUAGUUUGAAACUAAUACCAUUAGGUGAGCUUAGACAAAUAUCUCGAAAUGUAACUGAAACACUAUCAGAUCCUUCGAAUUUUUGUCCCACUAUCUUCUAUAAUAACAAUCGAUCCUGUAAUUUCAGAAAUAGUUGGAUCGAUGAAAACCUUUGGAGGUUUUAUGUAAACGAAGCUUGUUAUCGCUAUGCGAAUCCCAUAAGAUUCUCGAAAAAAUUACCCAGCAAAAUUUCACAUUUCCAAUGUGAAAAUACCACGUAUCAUCUACCGGUCUUAUUGAAUGAAAAGGGGUUUUCGAUUAUCGUGGACUAUACAAAUGCAACUUCACUGAAUCUCAUCAGAAAAACUUUCAAGAACGAAGAAUUCUUUCAUCUUUGGUUUGAUUGUUGCUUACAAGCUGAACGAUGUUGUCAAGAUGGGAAAGAUAUAGGAGAAGUGGGCGAUUGUCCGAAAACUUGGGAUGGUUGGAGCUGUUUUCCAGCAACCAAACCUUUUACACUUCAGAAGAUCACGUGCUCCAAUCAAGCUUACAGCUCUAAACCACCCGAAUGUGUAUUAGAAAGCCAGAAACAAUGCUUCGCCAACGGUGUUUGGAAUGUUACAACGGAUUACUCCACAUGUGCCAUCGCUCAGAUCUACAGAAAAAGACUGUUUUUCCGAAGCAGAAUCCUUUACAUCUCCAUUUUCAUAUGCCUGCCGGCAGUGCUGAUUUUCCUCUGUUCGAAAAAACUGAACCGCAUCACCAGAAUGGUUCUGCACAGAAACCUAUUGGUUGUGAUCGUCUUUCGUUACAUCCUAACAGUUUUAGCUGAAGAACUUGUUCUUAUACCUUCAAUAGACGCUGACAGGGAGUCCGUCCUAAGCGAGAAUGGUGUUGGCUGCAGAAUUCUGAGUUUGGCGGAAUCGCUGACGCUCAACGCAAUGUACUCUUGCAUGUUAGCGGAUGGUUACUAUUUACACCAUCUUAUCGUUCGGAAUUUCUCGAAGGAAAUGGAUAUACGAAUUCUGUACAUUAUUGUUACAGUCUUGUCCUUUUUACCUUCUUCCAUAUGGGCAAUAUCCAAAUGGAUGAGAAAUUCAUCUUACUGCUGGAUGGUGGAUGAGAAUGGAGAUCAAUGGAUAGGUGAUGGUUUCAGAUUGUCCAUUCUUCUCAUAAACGUUCUUUUUCUCUUUGAUAUAAUCAGGAACAUCGUGAAUAAAUUGAAACAUGGGUCAUCGUCACAAAAUUCUAAGACUACGCUGAAAGCAACUUUUUUCCUGGUAUUUCUCUUUGGCAUUCCAAUUCUAUUGUUCGCCGAUACAUCAAUAAUAGCACAUGCCACGUGUUCCAAUUACCUUGUUUUCAAAUAUGCUAGUUACAUUAACGAGGGUCUACAAGGAGUGAUGGUUGCAAUUUUAUUCUGUUAUACAAACAAUGAGGUUCAACACGAGGUUACCACCUUCUUGAGAGAAAUGAGAUUGAUCAAGGAAAAUAACACACAUCACAAGUACUACAAAAAAGCUCGAACAAUAACCUAUACAAGUCAGAAAACUGAGCAAGGCGAUAUUAAUUUCGAAAAUGAAAUUUUGUGAAUAGUAAUUUUAUUAGAAAAUAACGAUAUAUUUCAUCCAGAGUAAACUGUGAUAUUUGACAAGCAAGAAGCAAGGGCUGAUCUAGGAAAGAGGAGUGGCAUGAUCCCACCCUAGUAGAAUUCUGUAAUUUUCAUCGACUUAUACAAAUAAAUACUAAUUCACGAAUUACACAUCUGAUCCCCCAAACUCAAAACCUGGAUCUACUAUUGAUGACAAGGUCAACUAUGACCAACAAUACAAAAAUAAAAUUUUGUUUUUUGUAA
Coccinella septempunctata (seven-spotted ladybird) is the source of this 1994-nucleotide messenger RNA. Its product is annotated as calcitonin gene-related peptide type 1 receptor-like. Gene Ontology annotation, cellular component: plasma membrane. The record is from RefSeq and is a predicted model, not a curated record. Gene Ontology annotation, biological process: cell surface receptor signaling pathway; adenylate cyclase-modulating G protein-coupled receptor signaling pathway. Gene Ontology annotation, molecular function: G protein-coupled peptide receptor activity; peptide hormone binding. The coding region runs from base 130 to 1731 and encodes 533 amino acids. NCBI's taxonomy places the organism in Eukaryota, Metazoa, Arthropoda, Insecta, Coleoptera, Coccinellidae. The transcript is spliced from 9 exons.